Molecule: messenger RNA, 1733 nt
Organism: Danio aesculapii
Lineage: Eukaryota; Metazoa; Chordata; Actinopteri; Cypriniformes; Danionidae
Gene: tmem167b
Product: transmembrane protein 167B
Exons: 3
Coding region: 94-318 (74 amino acids)
Source: RefSeq, a predicted model, not a curated record
CUGUGCUGUGUAUGCGGAACUGAUGAAGAGAGUAAAUAAAACCCUACUGGCAGCUUGAACUUCAUCUCAACACAGAAUUGAAGAGCAGCGAAGAUGACAAACGUGUACUCUUUCGAUGGCAUUCUUGUGUUUGGACUUCUGUUCAUUUGCACGUGUGCGUACCUGAAGAAGGUUCCUCGUCUCAACGGCUGGCUCCUGUCUGAGAAGAAAGGUGUGUGGGGAGUCUUUUAUAAAGCUGCAGUGAUCGGCACACGACUGCACAUCGCUGUGGCGGCAUCCUGUUUGUGUAUGGCCUUUUACCUCAUAUUUCUCAAAUGACCGGGAUGAAUCAGUACAGGACUCUAAGAUGCUGAUGGACAUGCGGUGCGGUCAGGAGUCGCCGGCGGAUGGAGAAGAUGCACAGAAACCCUCCUCCAGCUGCGGUUUAGCGCUCAUUUAAGAUCUGCUUUCCACUUUUGUAAAUGUGUAACUUAAAAAUAGAGUCUGAAGGGGAAUUGGGUCUCAGAUCAGGGUCACUUCUGCUGGAUGUGGAGCAUCUGAUUAUGGACUUCACACAUGGUUUGUGGUGUCGUUCUCUCAAACAUGCACAUUUAUGAUUGAGCUUAUGGGAUAAAGAAGGCAGAAUCCAAGUUAUUUUGUACAAAAUAACAUUUUAUACAAGUGUCUUCUCAUUAUUUUAGCUUACGUUAUCGCUUAAAGGGAUAGUUCACACUCAAAUUAAAGCUAUCAUCAUUUACUCAUGCUUGUAAAUCUGUUUGAUUUAAUUUUCAAUAGGAGAUAUUUUGAAGAAUGUUACAAAUUGGUAGCCAUUAACAUCUAGAGUAUUUAUUUAUCCUACUAUGAAUGUCAAUAGCUAUCGGUCUUCUUAAAUAUAUACUUUUUUUUGGUUCAACAACAAAAAAAGUUAACUUUUAUAAAGGUUUGAAAUCACUCAAGAGUGAGUAAAUGUACAUUUUAGUGUGAGCUAUGCCUUUAAAUGACCCUAGAUGUUUAGGAGUCAUUUUGAUUUGCAGAAUAAGAAGAUGAGCAUGGAAACGUCAUAUAGUUUCAUGCAGUCUGAGAGUAACCUAAAUGUGAUUUUUAGUUUAGUAAUGCUGAUAUAUAGCUCAAAACUACACAUGUAUGAAAUUAUUUUCUUCAUAACACGUAUUCAAUAAUAUAUUUCAAAGCAAAUCAUCCUGACACACACUAUGUAGUUGCAUAGCAUGUCUGUUCAGAUCAGUUUAGUUAAGUUUAUUCACUUUUUCUUUUAACAAACAUGCGUCUCACAGUAAAUAUGGAUGAUAAUGGGUAAUUCCUGAGGUUUUGGCUCCAGAAAACAAACAGGAUGGUAUAAUAUUAAUUUAAAAAUCACAAUUGCAGGAGGAAAACACACUACAGAUUGGAUCCUACACAUUCAUAUGAGUUUUUCAGAUUGAAAACACAGAUUUUAUUCCCCUCUGAUGUUUCUGUAUGUUUAAACCCUAUGAUGCUCAGUGUAUAAACCUUUUACACAGCACAAAAAAUACACAUGCCAAGAUGUUCUGUAGUAUUUAUGCCUUUAGUUGUGUGUGUGUGUGUGUGUUACAGCAGCCUCUCACCAUUUCUUCACGUACUUAAACUUCGUUCAGCUUGUAAAUCAGCAGUCGUGCUCUCAAACUGAUAGCAAAUGAUAGUUGUUGGGUGUUUCAUAUUUGUAAACAUGUGGAAUAUAAUAAAUAUUUGAUAUAAAACCCUAUGCAACACAAUACUAA